Messenger RNA from Homarus americanus (American lobster), 1497 nucleotides. Its product is annotated as nascent polypeptide-associated complex subunit alpha, muscle-specific form-like. Bases 1 to 1497 code for a protein of 498 amino acids. The record is from RefSeq and is a predicted model, not a curated record. The transcript is spliced from 4 exons. NCBI's taxonomy places the organism in Eukaryota, Metazoa, Arthropoda, Malacostraca, Decapoda, Nephropidae.
AUGGAGUCCGAGGGGCAGCGGCUGCCCCCAGAUAGUCUCUUAGGGGCGGCAGUGACUCCAGGGACCUUCCUAGGGGUGGUAGUAACUUCAGGGACCCUUCUACAAGCGGAGGCGUCCCUUGGGAACCUCCUAGAAGCGGAGGCGUCCCUUGGGUACCUCCUAGAAGCGGAGGCGUCCACUGGGACCCUCCCAGGGGAAGACGGUGCCACCAGGGACCCUCCCAGGAACGGCGGAGCAUCUUGGGCUCCUUCCAGGGGCGCCGGAGCCCCCGGGGACCAUCCCAGGGGCAGCCGUACCUCCGGGGACCCUCGCAGGGACAGCGGCUGCCCCCAGGGAUCCUCUCAGAGGCGAGUUCUAAAUAGAGCAAAAACUACUGUACCCAGGGGUCCUACAGGUCUGACGCUCCCAGAGACCCUCCCAAGGACAGCGGCUACACCCAGGGACGCUCCCAGGAACAGCGGCGCCCACUGGGGGUCUCCAAGUGGCGGCAGUGCCUCCAGGGACCCUCCUAGGGAUGGCGGCGUCACCUGGGACCCUCCCAGAGACAGCGAUGCCCCCAGGGACCCUCCCAGGAACGGGACAACGACUGACCCCAGAGACCCUCGCAAGGGUGGCGGAGCCCUUAAGGGAAUCUUCCAGAGACAGCCGCAUCCCCAGGGACCGUCCAACGGACAGCUGAUUCCCCCAGGGAUCCUCCCAAAGGCAGCUGCGCGCACUCAGGGACCCUCCCAAAGACAGCAGAUUCCUCCAGGGGCACCGGCGCCCCCAGGGACCCUCCCACUAGCGGCAGCGCCGCCGGUAAUCCGCCCAGAUACGGCGGCGCCUUCAGGGACCUUCCCAGGGGCAAAGGAGCCCAGAGGACCCUCCCAGGGGCAGCUCAGGCCUCAGGGAUCAUUGCAAGGGCAGCCGUACCUCCAUGGACCCUCCCACGGACAGCGGAGCCACCAGGGAAUCUCCCAGGGGCGUCGGUCGCCCCCAAACCCCCCCAGUGACGAUGUCACCUUCAGGGACCCACACAGGGACGUCGGCGCCGCUAGGGACACUUCCUGGGGCGGCGCCCCACCCUCGGACCCUACCAAGGGUCUCCAGGGGCCCUGUGACAUGCUUCGGCUGUCCCCAGGUAGUCUCCCAGGUGCAGCAGUGACUCCAGGGACCCUCUUAGAGGCGGCAGUCACUCCAGGGACGCUCCUAGAAGUUGCAGCAUCUCCUGGGACCCUCCCAGGGGCAGACAGCGCCCCCAGGAACCCUCCCAGUACCGGGGAAGUAUCCACAGACCCUCCCAGGGGCGACGGAGCACCCAGGGACUAUCCCUGGGGCAGCCACGCACCCAGGGACCUUCCCAGGGAUAGCAGCUGUCUCCAGGGACUCUCCCAGUGGCAACGGUGCUCACAGAGACCCUCUCAGGUGUGGCAGAGCCCCCAAGAACCCUCCCAAGGGCGGUGCAGCCCCCAGGGACUAUUGCAGUGGUGGAAGCGCCCAGGAACCAUCGAAGGAUAG